Messenger RNA from Paralichthys olivaceus (Japanese flounder), 1606 nucleotides. The record is from RefSeq and is a predicted model, not a curated record. NCBI's taxonomy places the organism in Eukaryota, Metazoa, Chordata, Actinopteri, Pleuronectiformes, Paralichthyidae.
GUUCGGUAGCGAAGUAGCGCGACUUGACUGUUGCGCACAGGAGGUUUUUUCGUGGAUCACAACAAAAGGAUUUUUGAUAACAAGCUGGCAGCUAGCUUGUCAAGCUAACGCUAGCUGACCUAGCCGUACGAGGACUUCUCCACAAACUCCCUCUCAUCUACUCACAUAGGUGUCCAUCCCUUUUGAGGAAGCCCUGCUAGCAUCCACCCACUGGUCUCUAGAGGGGGCCCCAUCUGAGCAAGGGUCCAAGCUGUAGCUCCAGGUCUCCUCCGUCUGUGUUUGUCCGAGCUUGCGUUGAGUCCUCUGGAGACUCUCAGCUUGUCCAGCUAAGAUGUCCUCCAUCCUGCCAUUCACCCCUCCCGUGGUGAAGAGGCUGCUGGGCUGGAAGAAGUCAACCAGUGGCCAGGGCGGAGCGGGUGGUGGCGAGCAGAAUGGGCAAGAGGAGAAAUGGUGCGAGAAGGCUGUGAAGAGCUUAGUGAAGAAGUUAAAGAGGACGGGCCAGCUCGAUGAGCUGGAGAAAGCUAUCACAACACAGAACUGCAACACCAAGUGUGUCACCAUCCCCAGCAAUUGCUCUGAAAUAUGGGGACUGAGUACACCAAACACGAUAGAACAGUGGGAUACAUCAGGCCUAUACAGCUACCCUGACCAAACCAGAUCCCUGGAUGGCCGCUUGCAGGUCUCCCACAGGAAGGGUCUUCCCCAUGUUAUCUAUUGCCGCUUGUGGCGAUGGCCAGACCUCCACAGCCAUCAUGAGCUGCGUGCCAUUGAGGCCUGUGAGUAUGCCUUCCACCUCAAGAAGGACGAGGUCUGCAUCAACCCCUACCACUACCAGAGGGUGGAGACCCCAGUGCUGCCUCCUGUUCUUGUGCCAAGACACCCAGAAAUUCUGCCAGAGCUGCCACCUCUGGAUGACUACACUCAUUCCAUACCAGAGAACACAAACUUUCCAGCAGGAAUUGAACCUCCAAACAACUAUAUACCAGAGACGCCACCACCUGGUUACAUCAGUGAGGAUGGGGAGGCCAGCGAUCAACAGAUGAAUCAAAGUAUGGACACAGGUUCUCCAGCCGAGUUGUCCCCCAGCACACUGUCUCCUGUCAAUCACAGCAUGGACUUACAGCCGGUGACUUACUCGGAGCCGGCCUUCUGGUGCUCUAUAGCAUACUACGAGCUGAACCAGCGUGUGGGCGAGACGUUCCACGCAUCUCAGCCCUCGCUGACGGUGGAUGGAUUCACAGAUCCAUCGAACUCUGAGCGUUUCUGCCUGGGCCUGCUGUCUAAUGUCAACAGGAACGCCACUGUAGAGAUGACCCGAAGACACAUAGGAAGAGGAGUUAGACUCUACUACAUUGGAGGGGAGGUAUUUGCUGAGUGCUUGAGUGAUAGCGCCAUCUUUGUCCAGAGUCCAAACUGCAAUCAGCGGUAUGGCUGGCAUCCAGCAACAGUGUGUAAAAUUCCUCCAGGUAAGAUGCUGAAAAUGCGGCAAACUGUCACUAGCACUCCAUGCUGGAUAGAGCUGCAUUUGAAUGGCCCCCUGCAGUGGCUGGACAAGGUUCUAACUCAGAUGGGUUCCCCAUCUGCACGUUGCUCCAGUAUGUCCUAA